Spodoptera litura is the source of this 1520-nucleotide messenger RNA. Its product is annotated as odorant receptor 13a. The record is from RefSeq and is a predicted model, not a curated record. Gene Ontology annotation, cellular component: plasma membrane. Lineage: Eukaryota; Metazoa; Arthropoda; Insecta; Lepidoptera; Noctuidae. Gene Ontology annotation, biological process: detection of chemical stimulus involved in sensory perception of smell; sensory perception of smell. Gene Ontology annotation, molecular function: olfactory receptor activity; odorant binding.
UCAGGUAUUCUUUAACACAGUAGCUUCUACCCCAGUCACUGGUAACCAGCCUUAGAGAAGGAUUUGUUUGCAAUAGUUUUAUUUUAGCAGUCAAAAGCCUAACUGUGUUUACGCUGCAAAAUGCGUCUUCAAAUAAUAAAAGAUUUUCUUAUGAAGGCAUCCUUUGAUUUCGACAGACCAGAUAUAGAUUUGUACAAUUUUCACCCACAAUUGCGCAUUUUUCUCGCUGUUAAAGGAGUGUUCUUUACAAAUAGGGGCUCUCGAUUCAGAUUAAUAUGGCCCAGCAUUUGUAUACAGCUUUCCAUAAUAGGAAUGACUUUCGAGGAGAUGUUCAUUUGGCGAGGUGUGUCUCUAAAGGACUAUUCGUUCGCAACUGAAUGUUUCUGCUACUGGCUCCUACUUGGCUGUAUUCCUACCGUCUACGUCAGCAUUCUCGUGCACACAAACAAGAUUUACGAUAUUGUCGUCAAAAUGAACGAAGAAUUUAUCUAUGUUUGUAGUUUGGGACCGACGUACAGGAAACCAUUCUUGGAAGGCCAGCUAUUGAUUUGGCAGCUAUGUUACGCCUGGUUCGGAUUCGUCAGUUUUGUGGGCGGUUUGUACGUGGUGUUUCCUCUCGUUGGACUAAUAUACCAAAGCCUGUUCGCGACCCUGAACGAGAACACCACCAGACCGCUCCAAUUCCCCAUGUGGCUUCCUCAUGAUGAUCCUUAUAGAACACCUAACUAUGAAUUAUUCCUUUUGAUUCAGUCAACACUGUGUUUUUGUUUUGUACAAACUUUUUGUGUUUACGUAUACACACUGUUCCACAUCCUGCUGCAUUAUUACAUGAUUAUGGACAUGAUAAUAAUAGACUUCAGUGUGAUAUUUGAUGGGCUUGAAGAAUCCGUGGCAUUGCUACCCCGACAAGACAGUCGCAGAAUGGAAACGCAGCGGAUAUUGAACGCGAGAAUCGAAAAGAUCGUGAAGUGGCAUCUGUCUGUGUUUCGGGCUGUGAAAACGGUAUCAUCGAUAUAUGGACCUCCGCUGGUGUACCAAGUGUCGUUUACUUCCAUCGCCAUCUGCCUCAUUGCGUAUCAGAUUGCAGAGAAACUUGAUCAUGGCAGCGUGGACAUAUUAUUUUCCCUGCUAAGCAUUUGUGCGUGUUUGCAGCUGUGGAUACCAUGCCACCUGGGGACUAUGAUACGAAAUAAGGCGUUUGAAGUUGGCGACGCUGGUUGGACGUGUGGCUGGCACGAGACGCCUCUCGGCCUGAUGAUUCGCACCGAUAUCAUCAUCAUCAUCUUGCGAGCACAGCAGCCUGUCACCAUCAAGUACACCGGGCUACCACAGAUACAGCUGGAGACCUUCUCCUCGUGCAUGAGCUCUUCAUAUUCUUACUUCAAUAUGCUACGUCAAUACAGCAAGUAAAUAACAAAGAAGAGAACCUACAUUUCAAUAGCAUCAGAGAUUCACUUAUCAAAAAUUAUAAAAUACUGAAUUAAACUAUUAUAAAUAAUUGUUGUCUACAGACCACUGAC